This is a messenger RNA of Microdochium trichocladiopsis, 2068 nucleotides long. Its product is annotated as phosphate-repressible phosphate permease. Gene Ontology annotation, cellular component: membrane. The record is from RefSeq and is a predicted model, not a curated record. Gene Ontology annotation, biological process: phosphate ion transmembrane transport. NCBI's taxonomy places the organism in Eukaryota, Fungi, Ascomycota, Sordariomycetes, Xylariales, Microdochiaceae. The transcript has 3 exons. The coding region runs from base 1 to 1824 and encodes 607 amino acids.
AUGGUUCUCGAGGCGUACACCUACGUCUUUGCCAUUGGCACCUGCUUCGCCCUCCUCGAAGCUUACAACAACGGCGCCAACGAUGUCGCCAACGCCUGGGCCACGUCCGUGUCCUCGCGGUCCGUCACCUACCGCCAGGCCAUGAUUCUCUGCAUCAUCUUUGAGUUGACGGGUGCUUUGGCUGUCGGUGCCAGAACCGCCUCGACCAUCAAGAACGGCAUCAUCCCCUCCAACGCAUUUCAAGGCAAUGCCGGUGUUCAGCUCCUCGCCUUCGCCUCUGCCUCUGCUGGUGCCUCCAUCUGGGUCAUGUGGUGUACCGCACACUCGGCUCACGUCUCUUCCACCUACUCGCUCGUCUCGUCCAUUGCUGGUGUCGGUGUCGCCGCCGUCGGUGCCCGCAACGUCCAGUGGGGCUGGUACGAUGGCUCGGGUCUCGGUGCCAUCUUUGCCGGCCUUGCCAUGGCUCCCUUCAUCUCGGCCUGCUUUGGCGCCAUCAUCUUCUUGCUCAUCAAGUACCUGGUCCACGUUCGCAAGAACCCCGUCCCCUGGGCUGUCUACUCCUCGCCGCUGUUCUUCCUGAUUGCCGGCACUGUCUGCACGCUCUCCAUCGUCUACAAGGGCUCCCCCAACUUGGGCCUCGACAAGAAGCCCCCGGGAUGGAUUGCCGGUGUCACCGUCGGAACCGGUGCCGCCCUCUGCCUGCUGUCUGCCAUCUUCUUCGUCCCUUAUGUCCACGCCAAGGUCGUCAAGAAGGACUACACGCUCAAGCCAUGGAUGGCCAUCCAGGGUCCUCUGCUCUUCAGGCGCCCCGCCCCUGCUGACGCCGAGCAGUCGACUGUCCCCAACUACGCCGUUAUCCAGGAGGAGAAUGUCGCCGCUGACUCGGACUCGGACAUUGCCGCCCGCAAGGAGAAGGCUGCCAUCAUCAACGGCGACAAGACCGUUGCCGGCUCCGAGAACUCUGUCAAUGCCACUGUGGACCAGGAGGCCGCCACUCCCAACUAUACCCAAGAGGAGUACCGCCAGCUCAUGAACCAGGCCAUGGAGCGCCACCACGCCAACCUCCGCAAGUCUCGCGGUCCUCUCGGCUGGGCCAUGCGCUCCCUCCACCGCAACCAGCUCCGCGGCGGUUCGAUCCACGAGACCCACAACCUGAUUGCCCUUUUCAAGCGCAUCCCCGCCAUGAUUGUCGCCGCCCUCCUCUACGGCAUGCACUACGACAUCCACACUGCUCAGGUCGGUAUCCACGGCUCUCCCGAGGGCCGCCGCAUGGAGCGCGUCUACGGCUACGCCACCAAGUACUCCAACGAGGUCGAGCACCUGUACUCUUUCGUCCAGAUCAUCACUGCCUGCACUGCCUCGUUCGCCCACGGUGCCAAUGAUGUUGGUAACGCCGUUGGUGUCUGGGCCGGCAUGUACUCUGCCUGGUCCACGGGCAACCCUGCCGCUGCCAAGGCCGAUGUCCCCAUGUGGCAGCUUGGCACGACCGCUGCCGUCAUCUGCAUUGGUUUCAUCACCUACGGUUACAACAUCAUGAAGGUCAUGGGUAACAAGCUCACCUACCACUCUCCUUCUCGUGGUUCGUCCAUGGAGAUGGGCGCCGCCAUCACCAUUCUCAUCUUCUCCCAGUACAAGCUGCCCGUCUCCACCUCCAUGUGCAUCACGGGUGCUACGGUCGGUGUCGGUCUCUGCAACGGUCACAUCAAGGCCGUCAACUGGAAGCGUGUUGGCCUUCUCGUCUUCUCCUGGAUCAUGACCAUCCCCAUUGCUGGUCUGAUCGGUGGUGGCAUCAUGGCUCUUGCCGUCAACACCCCCAAGUGGUAAAGCGUGGAACGUCUUCGCUCUUCAUCACCCCAAACACCCAUCGCAACCAUUUGGAGAUACCCUCGUUUUGUACAGACUUCCGCCGGCCUUUUGCGGGAUUCAAUCUUUUAAAACACACGCAAAAAACUUGACAUUAUUACCGCACUUGAGGAUAUGGCGCAUGAUUUGGCCAAGUACUUAAUAUAGAGCAUUACACAGAUUGUACCAUAGCCAGCAAUCAACCAUAUUCCUUCGUCUAUAGCAC